Molecule: messenger RNA, 4750 nt
Organism: Dicentrarchus labrax (European seabass)
Lineage: Eukaryota; Metazoa; Chordata; Actinopteri; Moronidae
Gene: tent5aa
Product: terminal nucleotidyltransferase 5Aa
Exons: 2
Coding region: 838-2043 (401 amino acids)
Biological process (GO): mRNA stabilization
Molecular function (GO): poly(A) RNA polymerase activity; RNA binding
Source: RefSeq, a predicted model, not a curated record
GGGGUGAAGUACAGCUGACAUCUUCAGACUUACAGACCUGAGUGUUGCAGAAGGACGCAGCAUGUCAAGUGGGCAGGUAACAGUUAACUUCUGCAUAAGUGGGGAAAAUAUGUUGAACUAAACAGAGCUGGGGAAAGCAAGCUGGAUUUCCACUCAUUCAAACUGUAUUAACGGGAUUAUCUGUUGGCAUCAGAAAGAGAAAUUAAAAAUAUGUCGGAGCUGUGCGUAAAAAUCCACAAGAUUCCUCUGAGGGGUUGAUCGUCGGUUGUGCCAAAGUGCGACUUGAGGAGCAGCUUAUUCAUGCAAAUUCAUAAAAUCAUAGGCGUGCCUUUGGGCGAUGGAGUCACGGCCGGAAAAGCAAACCCCCCUCCUGGAUCAUCAGCGACCUUCAAAGACUGUGAUGCGCAGCGCUCGGACGCAUUGACGGCGGCACCGGGGCAAAUGUUUUAAAAGGACAGAGAAAGAGAAGAGAAAGUUAGGACUCGUUUUCUACACACUUCUGUUGACUGGCUGCACUUCUUCCUCUACACAACCACCAGCUCGACUGCUGCGCCACUGGAUCUCCAACAACAGGCUUAUUGCGCAAACUAUAACGCACUGUCGCAACUAGAACUAUCUGCCUUGGCGUCUUAAAUAUGAUUUAAUUUUACUUUUUAUAUGUUUACAGUCAUUCGGACGACUUCAAAUACUGAGAAUCCUGAUGCGGAUGAAGUCAUAGUCACCCUAAUAUAAAGUAUUUGUGCGUAAAAACGCGACCACUGAUUUGUUCCUAUUUUGAAAAAAAUAUUCAUUUUUUUAAUUUUAUUUCACUCGCUGAGGACUUUUUCACCCUUCACCAUGUCAGAGGACGACAGUAGCUCCACCGCCAGCUGUAUGUCCGACACAGAACGCAGCAACGUUAGCGUCCUCAACUGGGAGCAAGUGCAGCGGCUGGACGCCAUCCUGACGGAGACCAUCCCGAUCCACGGCCGGGGAAACUUCCCCACUCUGGAGAUGCAGCCGCGGCAGAUCGUUAAAGUGGUGCGCAGUCGGAUGGAGGAGAAACAGAUCCACGUCCGGGACGUUCGGUUAAACGGCUCUGCAGCCAGCCACAUUCUGCACGAGGACAGCGGACUGGGCUUUAAGGACCUUGAUCUCAUAUUUUGCGCAAAUAUGAAAGGUGAAAGUGAUUUCCAGACUGUGAAGGACAUAGUUUUGGACUGUCUUCUGGAUUUUUUACCCGACUGUGUGAAUAAAGAGAAAAUAACCCCGUUGACGUUAAAGGAAGCCUACGUGCAGAAGAUGGUGAAGGUGUGUAAUGACUCAGACCGCUGGAGCCUCAUCUCCCUCUCCAACAACCGGGGAAAGAAUGUGGAGCUGAAGUUUGUGGACUCUCUUCGGCGACAGUUUGAGUUCAGUGUGGACUCCUUUCAGAUCAAACUGGACUCCCUGCUGCUGUUCUACGAGUGCUCAGAGAACCCCAUGGCCGAGACCUUCCACCCCACCAUCAUGGGCGAGAGUGUGUAUGGGGACUUCAGCGAGGCCCUGGACCACCUGCGCCACAAGAUCAUCUGCACCCGGAACCCGGAGGAGAUCCGAGGCGGGGGUCUGCUGAAGUACUGUCACCUGCUGGUGAGGGGUUUCCGGGCCGCUUCCGAGUCAGAGAUGAAGUCCCUGCAGCGCUACAUGUGCUCACGCUUCUUUAUUGACUUCCCUGACAUAGGUGAGCAGCAGCGCAAGCUGGAGUCCUACCUUCAAAACCACUUUGUGGGCCUGGAGGACCGCAAGUACGACUACCUGAUGACCCUCCACGGAGUGGUCAACGAGAGCACGGUGUGCCUGAUGGGACACGAGAGGCGGCAGACCUUAGGGCUCAUAGCCAUGCUGGCAGUGCGUGUUCUGGCUGAGCAGAACGUCAUCCCCAACGUGGCUAAUGUUACAUGUUACUACCAACCUGCUCCUUAUGUGGCAGAUGGCAACUUCAGUAACUACUACAUAGCACAGGUACAGCCGGUGUUUGCUUGCCAGCAGCCUGCAUACUCCACCUGGCUGCCCUGUAACUGAGUCAGCCCAAAGGAAAGGAGGAGGAGGAGAGUUGGAUUUGUUUAAACAGGAGUGAGAGGCAUAGUCACUGCCUCUAACCUGCCCAGUGUUUGACAGCUGAUGGAAAAAGGAGUCUUCUUUUUAGAGCUUGUGUUUUGUUCAUGCAUCGAGUAUGAGCAGUUGGCUUUCACUUCAAGUAUGUAUUUUAAUGUGAAUAUCUCACAUUUCGUGAAAUAACAACAUCAUCUGACCCUGCCCAGGCCAACCAGGUUUGGAAAAUGACAAAUUUUGGGUAGCUUGGAAAUAAAGGCUAAAUGCAAAUGUGUCACGGCCUUGAACGCAAGCAAGCAGAACUGUCAUCGAAAAUGCACGAGACUGAUUCAAUCAGUCUAGAACUGAUUAGCCAGCACGUUCCAACAGCAGACCAAACAGCUGCAUCAGUUGAAGUUGACAGCUACGCCACACACACACACACACACACACACACACACACACACACACACACACACACACACACACACACACACACACACACACAUUCACACACUCUAGGUGAAAUCAGAGGUGUGUGCAGGGCUCCAAAAUGAGCACCCUAGACUCUGCUUUUAUGUCAGCUGAACUGAGGUGAGAUGCUGUUAAACUAGUUUGGAUAACAAACUGGCAUCUCCGCCUUGCAUUUGGAUGUAAUUAUGGUUGUUUACAGACCAAAGAUUUUUUUGAUUGUUUCUAACAUUAAAACCCAAUUUUGAUGGGGAAAAAUAAACAAAAUAUGAAGCUAUGUCUAUUUGUAUAUGUGAACAUAUGUGUGUUUUUAAGUGCCUAUUGCCUCUCAGCGGGCAGAGAAAAGAAUGAGCAGGCCAUAUGAUUUUUGUGAAUUAGCCCCCACUCUGUUUAUACACAAGACAACAGCACCCCGGAGGCUUGUGAAUGUAUACGUGAAAUCAAUGCACAGUCAGUGUUUGUGGAUGAAAAAGAGCACCACGCGUCUGCAGAUUUUGCAGUAAAGUAGCAGUAAAAUACGCAAUUGAUGGGUUGUUGCAAGAUUCACAUUUUUUCCACGUGAAUUUAGAAACACAAAAUUUGAUCUUCUUGGGGAAAUAAACCAAACAUGCUGUAUUACGUUGUCCCAAAUUAAUAUUGCUAUUGAAUAUUUGCUAUGAGAAAGGAUGACAAGCAUUUUCAGAUCAUCAGCAACAAAGAAAACUGUCACUCACACACAAUUUCUUAUAUAUUCUGUACAGUGGUGCUUCUUUUUUCUCAUCAGAGGAAAAAAAUAAUUAAAAAAAUGAGUUCGCAAGAAGUAGAUAAGAGACAGAGAGAGGAAAGGGUGCAUUCAGAGAGAGAGAGGGCCCGACAGAGAGCUGGUGUGUGCUUCCUCCUGCAGUGGAAGGAUAUUUGCAGAGACACCUCAGAUGAUGAGACACUAUUUGCUGUAGCACCUUGGCAGGGAAUUCCUCAGCUGCUGCUGAAGAGCUUGAACUUAGCUGGGGUUGGGUCUGCAGACGCUCUGUUCGGGCUUCAGAAAAUGUUGUGCCAAACGUUUCGGUGGCCCCGCUGAUAGCCCUUAAGUUUAAUGAGGCCAUUUGUUGACGUAGGAAAAAGAUGCUGUGCGGAUAUAGAAGACUGGGAAGUAGACGGUAGAGGGAGGAAAAAAAGGGGAGAGAAAGGAAAAUGUAGUGGUUUAAAAGGCAGGAGGGAGAGUGAGUCGCUCUGGAGAGAUGGGUGCAGCUGGUGAUGGGGUUUAUCUCUCCAGGGCUACCAUGCUUUACUGUACAAACUGUCUCUGUUAAGGUCAGAUUGCAACUUAAUGGACAGUGCUGUGGCUCUCCCGCUUUUUUCAGGGAGACCAAAAACAUUCUAUAAUCAGCAUUUUUUGCUCUCUGUUUUAAUCAUCUGAUUGUUGUUCACAAGAGUGGAAACUGAAGAAAAACUGCAUGCGUUCACACCGGCCUCAGGAGACUUUAAGUUGCAACUUACGUUUCAUUUGUGAGGUUGCUUUAUUGACGCUUAUUAAUGGUUUUGAUGCUUCAUUCCACACGAUUUUAAAAUAUCUGUGUAUAUAUAUGAUAACAUGCUUCAGCUUUGCCAACUCACUUACUCCUUGCUAACUACACUGCAGCCUUUCCGGAUGGCAAAUAGAAAAAGGAAAUGGUUUUUAAGCAUAAAAAGGUAGUUAGGCCCAUAAGACCAGCAUCAACUCAACACUGAGUUGAAAAGAGAAAUUCUUUUGCUGAAAAAAAAAAAAAGCAUUUCUUUUUCAUCCUCUGUCUCGCCUGACUCUGAUAAUCCAUAACUGCUCUGUUCAGUUGUUUUUUCUUCUCAGUGACUGUCCAUGUCGAUGGUAUCCUUUGGAUUGUGCAGGCAAUGUAUUGUCCUUUUAUACUCAGUGAAGUCCUAACAGCUGACUAGCUAGCUAGCUCCAGUCUGCCUGUCAGUUAGUGAUUGUGGGUUACUGCAUUGUCUUGUAUGCGUUGUCUCAAAUAUCUGUUUCUGUUCAUGCAGUCUUUUACAAAUCACACAAAGAAAAAGAUCCUUGUCUUGUAUGUAUAUUUUUUAUGAUUGUUAUUUUUAUAAAUGUAUCAGACACUGCGGGUGUUGCAGUGCUUUUGAAUCUGUGAUUGGGCUUCAAAGGAUAUGUUCUCAAUAGCUUUUUUGCUAUAUUAUGUUAUGUGUCCAAUGGGUCAAAAAGUUAAAGAUGUUUUCAUCAAUAAAAUAUCUGAAAAACAGA